CCUCGGACAGGCAUAAGCAGUCGAGCUCCUCACGCUCCUCCGCGGCAAGCAGCAACACAGCGGACACGCGGCGGCCCGCUGGAAGGGUGACUAGACGACGAAAAGACUUGCGGCACCCCAUCACUCACCAAACGAACGAUCCGACGGCAGUGAGCGAGCGAUUGCAAACCUCGAGGCAACCCCCCCGCGAUGGCCAUCUUCGGCUACUCGCUCGUCCGUGCUCACGACGGCUCCAGCGUAGGCCUUCCGAGCCCAUCGACGGCCACCGAUGGCGCCAAGCGGCUCUUUGUCGGUCGGGCGCGGACAAGAUGGGCCAUCAUUGGCAUGAUCAGCUUCUGCUUCAUCCUCCUCUUUGGCGCCUGGGGAAACUCGGACGACGACUUUGAGGCCACUGGUCUCCUCUCGGCCGCACAGAAGGUGGGGCAGUACACGGGCAGGCUCAAUCCGACCAAGUGGCACAACAAGGGCGUCCUCUACGGCGACAUUGGUCUGCCAUCCUUUUCCAACGGCGGGCGGAGGCCGCAGGGCGAUGACCUCUGGGUCAAGGGAAGCGGCAGGAAGCACCUCUCCUACCAUACGCCCUUCAACCCAGACGAUCUGACGAUGACCGAGGACGAGUGCGACGCCUUCUUUCCCGGUCUGUACAAGGAGAUUGAUCGGAGCGUCGAGUUCUUUACCACCAAGCAGGAAUACAACAAGGAGUACCUCGAGUACAGCUGCGACGAUGGCAUCUGGACUCAUGCCCGUGUGGUUAUCUACAACAACCGCCUCUACCUCAAGUACUACCAGCAGUCCGACUUUACCCGCUCCCAGGCCGCGCUGGCCCUCCUUCACAUGGCCGUCGUCACGUCGAGAGAGAAGCUGCCCAACGUCGAGUUCUGCAUCGGCAUGAUGGACUGGGGGUCUCGGGGCAAGUUUGGCCUCGACCGGGCGCCGGACCUGGAGGACGUGUGGAUGAUGCCCGACUACGGCUGGUUUUCUUGGCCAGAGCACGUCGGCUCGUACCAAGAGCUGCGAGCGAAUACGGCACGGGUGGAGAAGGAGAUUGGGUGGGAGGGCAAGGUCAACAAGCUCUUCUGGCGCGGCUCGAUGAAGGUCGGCACCGCCGAUCGCGAGUCGAUGUUCAAGAUUGCAGACGGACACGACUGGAACGACGUCAAGGCCAUCGACUGGGGUGCACCGGACCGCCAGCCCGUGCCGAUGGAAGACCACUGCCGGUGGAAGUUUCACGGAUUCCCCGAGGGCAACACCUACAGUGGCCGGCUGCGCUACCUGCAAAACUGCAGGGUCGUCAUUGUCACGCACGAGCCACGGUGGCUGCAGCACUGGACCCACCUGUACAAUGCCGACUGGGACAGCCCGGACCAGAACAUCGUCUUUAUCCCCCCACCAGAGGGCGAGGGCGAGGGCGUGCUCGUGCACGACGGCGAUGGCCGAGAGUUCCGCGACCGGACCUGGGAGCGGCUGCCAGAGGUCAUGGACCGGCUCCUGGCAAACGACACGCUGGCGAGAAAGAUUGCAGACAACCAGUGGAACUUUUUCCGCGAGCGCUACAUCACGCCCGCCAGCGCCAUGUGCUACUGGCGCAAGGCCCUCUGGGGCUUUUCAAAAGUGCAACGGUAUACAGUCGAUCUCUCGGGCUCCGAGACGAGCUACGAGUCGUUUGUGCUCAAGGGCAUGAAGGGCGCAGAUCCCUUCAACCAUUGAUUCUGCCAUUACACGCCUGUCUCUGUUGUACAUUUUCUGACUUGCGCAUCUUGUCUAAAAGAGUAAAGCGAGCCUUUGUCUUUUCCUGUUAGUCGUCGGGCCGGAAGACGACGAGGCCCCGAAGGUCAUCGUGAAUGGCUCGCAUGUCUCGGAUCACGCGCUCGGCCAGCGUCGAUGCGUCGAGCUCGCCCGGCUCUUGCUGAGGCCUUGCCUUGCUGUUGUUGUUGUUGUUGGAAAGAGGCAAGGGCGUGCUUGAAAUGGCCUGGAGGAUGUGGGUGCUCGAAG
Molecule: messenger RNA, 1992 nt
Organism: Acaromyces ingoldii
Lineage: Eukaryota; Fungi; Basidiomycota; Exobasidiomycetes; Exobasidiales; Cryptobasidiaceae
Exons: 3
Coding region: 190-1707 (505 amino acids)
Source: RefSeq, a predicted model, not a curated record